GCCGCCUGAAUGUUAGGAUUACAAGGCGUAACCUUGAUUAUUGAGCUGUUCGCUCUCUAAUCUAGAUUACUCUCCUCGAUAUCUAACAUUCCUCUGUCGUCUGGUUCACAUUCAGCAUCAAUAUCGCGCUCAAGCAUGCGACUGUCAAUUGCCGCCUUUCUGGCCUUCUUCUCUGCGUUUAGCUCAGCACUCGAAGUCACACCGGAUUCACCAUGUGCAUCGAAGUGUAUUGACAGAAAUGACGGAAAUCCAAGUUGGAGGAAUCAGUCGCUUACGUUCAAUGACAUGCUCCCUUGCUACAACUGGGAAUACUCAGGCAACAACUCAACCGCAGCCGCUCUCAAAUUCGCCAGUUGCCAAGAAUGCCAGAUGAAAAGCGGCUGGCGGCAUACAUUUGUAGACAAUGGUACGGAGUACACUGAGCAGGACACUACAUGGUUCCUCUUCAACAACAAAGGCGUAGUAGACUGGUGUCUCUUCGGCCGCUUCGAAAACGAAGAAAACAAGAACAUUAGCUCGUCCUCAAUUUACCAGCGCUGCAGCGACAGCUGCAGUAAGAUUCGCUCGUCUAUCGACUACAACAUCAAGAAGGACCCAGGAGGCUUCGACUUCUGCGAGCACAAUACCAACGCAAACUUCACCUCUGAUGCAGAGUCGUGCGCAACGUGCUUGUACGCGAACGAGGACCUGACGAUCUUGGGUAACGUCCUCACGACGGUGCAAGACAUGUGUGAGAAGAAGCCUGGCAGAAACUACACUGUGCCCGCAAACGUCUCUGUGUAUGCUGCAGAGCGGAUCCAGCUCUCCGCAACUUCGUCCACGGCCUCGCCGACCUCGUCAUCACUACCACCAUCAGCCAACAAUUCCAGCUCUGGCCUCUCGAAAGGCGUGAUCGCCGGCAUCGUACUCGGUGCACUAGUAGCCAUCAUACUAGUCCUCGGUCUCAUACUUCUGCUUUUGAAACGGAGGAAGAACAAGGCCAAGGUCGCUGAUGUCCCCAAAGGCGAAGGGAAGGCAGCACCGACGACACUACCUCCCGACUAUCAAUACAAUUCGGUGCCAGUGGCCAACAAAGACCGCUACUCGUAUGCGGCAGAGGCUCCAACAAAUCAAGCACCUAUAGAGAUCGGUGGUGGCCGGGGACCAAGUGAGCUGCCAGCCGCUUCGACGCCUCCUGCUAGGAGAUAGUGAGUGCUUUAUCCGGUUGCGACAAUACCUAGAAACAUCGGUCACGAACGGCUUCCCAAAUGAUAAGGUCUGAAGAUUUUCAAAACGUUCCAGUUGGUAGAAUCACUUGUAAUCUUCAACCUACAUGCAAGGUAGCAAUGAUCCAUCGAAGACAAUUUGACUACCUCCGAU
Messenger RNA from Macroventuria anomochaeta, 1359 nucleotides. RefSeq lists its product as uncharacterized. The record is from RefSeq and is a predicted model, not a curated record. The coding region runs from base 136 to 1188 and encodes 350 amino acids. The transcript has 2 exons. NCBI's taxonomy places the organism in Eukaryota, Fungi, Ascomycota, Dothideomycetes, Pleosporales, Didymellaceae.